This is a messenger RNA of Diceros bicornis minor, 4962 nucleotides long. It is a transcript of the gene INPPL1, whose product is annotated as inositol polyphosphate phosphatase like 1. Gene Ontology annotation, molecular function: protein binding; phosphatase activity. NCBI's taxonomy places the organism in Eukaryota, Metazoa, Chordata, Mammalia, Perissodactyla, Rhinocerotidae. Gene Ontology annotation, biological process: phosphatidylinositol dephosphorylation. The coding region runs from base 369 to 4244 and encodes 1291 amino acids. The transcript is spliced from 30 exons. The record is from RefSeq and is a predicted model, not a curated record.
GCCCAAGGCCGAGAGCUUUACAAGCAGUCCCAUUGUGCUUAAGCACAUAACAUUAUCCCCAUUUUCCGGAGCGGGAAGGCGAGGCUCGGAAGGGUGCCGUGACUUGCCCGAGGUCACUCGGCCGGUCAGCGGCUCCGGGAUCGAGGCGGGGGGGCCGGUUGAGGCCGGCGCUGCAGGCGGCGGCGGCUGCGCGGCGAACGAGGCGGCCUGCGCGGCGGAGCGCGGAGCUCGGAUCCCCCCCUCGGUCCGGCCGGUGGAUCCUCAGGCCCGCGACCCGGGCCCGGGCCCGGCCCUAGCCUCAGCCCGAGCGUCCCGGGGCGGAUGGCGCGGGACGGUGGGCGCGGGCGGCGCUGAGCCCUGCGCGGGCCAUGGCCUCGGCGUGCGGGGCGCCGGGCCCGGGGGGCGCCGGGCCUGGGGGCGCGCUGGGCAGCCCGGCCCCCGCCUGGUACCACCGCGACCUGAGCCGCGCUGCCGCCGAGGAGCUGCUGGCCCGGGCAGGCCGCGAUGGCAGCUUCCUGGUCCGAGACAGCGAGAGCGUGGCGGGAGCCUUCGCGCUCUGCGUCCUGUAUCAGAAGCAUGUGCACACAUAUCGAAUUCUACCUGAUGGAGAAGACUUCCUGGCCGUACAGACCUCGCAGGGCGUGCCUGUGCGCCGCUUCCAGACCCUGGGCGAGCUCAUCGGCCUGUACGCCCAGCCCAACCAGGGCCUCGUGUGCGCCCUGCUGCUGCCUGUGGAGCGGGAGCGAGAGCCGGACCCGCAGGAUGACCGCGAUGCCUCAGAUGGGGAGGAUGAGAAGCCCCCGCUGCCCCCGCGCUCUGGCUCCACCAGCAUUUCUGCCCCCAUGGGGCCCAGCAGCCCCCCACCAGCCCCUGAGACCCCCACAACUCCUGCUGCUGAGAGUGCUCCUAAUGGGCUGAGCACGGUCUCACACGAGUACCUGAAGGGUAGCUACGGGCUGGACCUGGAGGCUGUGCGGGGCGGAGCCAGCAACCUGCCCCACCUCACCCGCACUCUCGCCACCUCGUGCCGGAGGCUGCACAGUGAGGUGGACAAGGUUCUGUCUGGCCUGGAGAUCCUGUCCAAGGUGUUUGACCAGCAGAGCUCACCCAUGGUGACUCGCCUUUUGCAGCAGCAGACCCCACCACAGACUGGGGAGCAGGAACUAGAGAGCCUGGUGCUGAAGCUGUCAGUGCUGAAGGACUUCCUCUCAGGCAUCCAGAAGAAGGCCCUGAAGGCCUUACAGGACAUGAGCUCCACAGCACCCCCAGCUCCGCUGCCGCCAUCCACACGUAAGGCCAAGACCAUCCCCGUGCAGGCCUUUGAGGUGAAGCUGGAUGUGACCCUGGGUGACCUGACCAAGAUUGGAAAGUCGCAGAAGUUCACGCUGAGCGUGGAUGUGGAGGGCGGGCGGCUGGUGCUGCUGCGGAGACAGCGGGACUCGCAGGAGGACUGGACAACCUUCACGCAUGACCGCAUCCGCCAGCUCAUUAAGUCCCAGCGAGUCCAGAACAAGCUGGGCGUGGUGUUUGAGAAGGAGAAAGACCGGACGCAGCGCAAGGACUUCAUCUUCGUCAGUGCCCGGAAGCGGGAGGCCUUCUGCCAGCUGCUGCAGCUCAUGAAGAACAAGCACUCCAGGCAGGACGAGCCUGACAUGAUCUCCAUCUUCAUAGGCACCUGGAACAUGGGAAGUGUGCCGCCUCCGAAAAAUGUGACAUCUUGGUUCACGUCAAAGGGUCUAGGGAAGACCCUGGACGAGGUCACGGUGACCAUACCCCAUGACAUCUAUGUUUUUGGGACCCAAGAGAACUCAGUGGGCGACCGUGAGUGGCUGGAUCUGCUACGCGGGGGCCUCAAGGAGCUCACAGAUCUGGAUUACCGCCCGAUUGCCAUGCAGUCACUGUGGAACAUCAAGGUGGCUGUGCUCGUCAAGCCCGAGCACGAGAACCGCAUCAGCCACGUCAGUACGUCCAGCGUGAAGACUGGCAUUGCCAACACCCUGGGAAACAAGGGAGCCGUGGGCGUCUCCUUCAUGUUCAAUGGCACCUCAUUUGGCUUUGUGAAUUGCCACCUCACCUCGGGAAAUGAGAAGACCGCCCGGCGGAACCAGAACUACCUGGACAUCCUGCGGCUGCUCUCACUGGGCGACCGGCAGCUCAGUGCCUUUGACAUCUCUCUGCGUUUCACUCACCUCUUCUGGUUCGGGGACCUCAACUACCGCCUGGACAUGGAUAUCCAGGAGAUCUUGAACUACAUCAGCAGGAAGGAGUUUGAGCCCCUGCUCAGGGUGGACCAGCUCAACUUGGAGCGGGAAAAGCACAAGGUCUUCCUUCGAUUCAGUGAGGAGGAGAUCUCCUACCCGCCCACCUACCGCUAUGAGCGGGGUUCACGGGACACGUAUGCCUGGCACAAGCAGAAGCCAACUGGGGUCCGGACCAACGUGCCUUCGUGGUGUGACCGGAUUCUCUGGAAAUCCUACCCCGAAACCCACAUCAUCUGCAAUUCCUAUGGUUGCACUGAUGACAUCGUCACCAGCGACCACUCUCCCGUGUUUGGGACAUUUGAGGUGGGAGUUACCUCUCAGUUCAUCUCUAAGAAAGGGCUCUCAAAGACUUCGGACCAGGCCUACAUUGAGUUUGAGAGCAUCGAGGCCAUUGUGAAGACGGCCAGCCGCACCAAGUUCUUCAUUGAGUUCUACUCCACCUGCCUGGAGGAGUACAAGAAGAGCUUUGAGAAUGAUGCCCAGAGCAGUGACAACAUCAACUUCCUCAAGGUGCAGUGGUCCUCGCGCCAGCUGCCCACGCUCAAGCCAAUUCUGGCUGACAUCGAGUACCUGCAGGACCAGCACCUCCUGCUCACAGUCAAGUCCAUGGACGGCUACGAAUCCUAUGGGGAGUGUGUGGUGGCGCUCAAGUCCAUGAUUGGCAGCACGGCCCAGCAGUUCCUGACCUUCCUGUCCCACCGCGGCGAAGAGACAGGCAACAUCCGUGGCUCCAUGAAGGUGCGGGUGCCCACAGAGCGCCUGGGCACCCGUGAGCGACUCUACGAGUGGAUCAGCAUUGACAAGGAUGAGGGGGGAGCAAAGAGUAAAGCGCCCUCUGUGUCCCGAGGCAGCCAGGAGCCCAGGUCAGGGAGCCGCAAGCCAGCCCCCGCAGAGGCCUCCUGCCCGCUGUCCAAGUUAUUUGAAGAACCAGAGAAACCACCACCAACUGGGAGGCCCCCAGCCCCACCUCGAGCUGCUCCCCGGGAGGAGCCCCAGACCUCCAGAGAAGGCAGGCGCCUCAGCACGGGAUUCCCCUGGGUGCGUUUUAUGGAACACUGUCCUACGAGAUGGCCCACUGGAAACGGGUUGAAGCCGGAGGGGGCUCCAGAGCCAGAAGGGGUGGCAGCCCCCCCACCCAAGAACAGCUUCAAUAACCCUGCCUACUACGUUCUUGAAGGAGUCCCACACCAGCUGCUGCCCCCAGAGCCACCCUCGUCUGCCAGGGCCCCUGUCCCACCUGCCACCAAGAACAAAGUGGCCAUCACAGUGCCUGCUCCACAGCUCGGGCGCCACCGGCCCCCCCGUGUGGGAGAGGGGAGCUCAUCAGAUGAGGAAUCUGGGGGCACACUGCCUCCUCCAGACUUUCCACCCCCACCUCUGCCAGACUCGGCCAUCUUCCUGCCCCCCAGCCUGGAUCCUUUGCCAGGGCCAGUGGUCCGGAGCCGCAGUGGGGGUGAGGCCCGUGCUCCACCACCUCCCAAGGCACAUCCAAGACCCCCACUGCCCCCAGGCCCCUCGCCCACCAGCACUUUCCUGGGGGAGGUCGCCAGCGGGGAUGAUCGCUCCUGCUCAGUGCUGCAAAUAGCCAAGACGCUGAGUGAGGUGGACUAUGCUCCUGCUGCAUCUGGCCGCUCAGUGCUCCUGCCAGGCCCUUUGGAGCUGCAGCCACCCCGGGGACUGCCCUCGGACUAUGGCCGACCUCUCAGCUUCCCUCCGCCCCGAAUCCGAGAGAGCAUCCAGGAGGAUCUGGCAGAGGAGGCUCCGUGCCCGCAGGGCGGGCGGGCCGGCGGGCUGGGCGAGGCUGGCAUGGGCGCCUGGUUGCGGGCCAUCGGCUUGGAGCGCUAUGAGGAGGGCCUGGUGCACAAUGGCUGGGACGACCUGGAGUUUCUCAGCGACAUCACCGAGGAGGACCUGGAGGAGGCUGGGGUGCAGGACCCGGCUCACAAGCGCCUCCUUCUGGACACCCUGCAGCUCAGCAAGUGAUGGCCGUGGCACCGCGAAGCGGCGAACUCAGCGCCCCUUCCCCCCGCGAAGACCCAGCCGUGUCCCCCGGAGUAUGAGGGGCGGGGCAGUACCUCUUUGCCUAUUUAUUGGGGAUCUGCGUUCCCCACUGCCCAAACACUUGGAAUGCCCCAGUUGGGACAUCCUGCCCCUCGCCCUUUAGACCCGGGGCUCCGGAAGUCAGUUGCCGUGGUUACCAAGGACCUUGGUUAUUCUGGUGCUGUCCUCCCUUUCUGGACCCCUCCUCCCAGCGCCAGGGGUGCCCGUGGGGUCCACUUGGGUACGUCUGGGCCCCCACUUUCACCGCUGUGUCUGCUGCACUCCACCGGCUUGAACCACAGCGGGAGGGGCUGGGCUAGGACCUGUCUACCCCCACUCUGGGGUGUCCGUCCGGAAAUGAAGGAAUAGCCCGAGGACUGGGCUGGGGUUUAUUUAAGCUUUUCUGUGUGGGUUUAGGGAGGGCGGGCACUUUAUUAUUAUUGGGACCGGUUGGGGUGGGGGAGGAUCUCUGCCGUAAAGUGCCGGUUUGCUUAGUUCUCACUGUCUCCGGGUCCGUCCCGCCCUGCGCUAGGGAUGCGCGGCCGCCGCGGUUCCUCGCCGGUCGCCGGGGGCACCGGGCUCUUGCAGGCAGCCUGUCCGCAUCCUGGGUACUCAGAGGAUUGCCCGCAUGACGUCUUCAAUAAAUUAAGUUUUAUUUGGA